AUGCCUUCAGACAGGCUGUCCAAGGCCCGCGUGGCGAUUAUAGGUGCUGGCGUGUCUGGACUAAGAUGCGCGGACGUACUACUCAGUGCUGGUGCCACCAAUGUGAAAGUGUUUGAAGCUCGUGAUCGGAUCGGUGGUCGCGUUCAUCAGAUACGCUCGAGUGGGCAUCUUGUCGAUUUGGGAGCCAACUGGAUCCAUUCAACGAAUGCCAAUCCAAUUUUGCAACUGGCUCACGAAACCAAUACGCAGCUCUUUUGGCGUCCUUCUACUCAAGCCACUGUCGGUUCUGAUGGGAAGAGAAGAGAUGCUAAGACAACUGCGACUCUCAGAGAGAGAUUUUGGGCUUACAUUGACAAAGCCCACGAAUACAGCGCUCAGCACGCUGCUAAUAUAGACCCUGAAACCAGUCUCAUGGAGUUCAUCAAGGUGACAGCGACCAUGGAAAUCGGCCAGGAUCCUGACUUUCUCCGAGACUUGCUGAAUGAAGCGCAGCGGUAUGGCCAGUUCAUAGGCAAUCCGACCUCCACACAGAGUUUGAAGUUUCUUUGCAUGGAGGACGAGCCCGGUGGAACGGAUGCCUUCUUGGCCAAUACAUACAGAGACAUUCUCGGUUAUAUGGCCAAGCAAGUGGUCGAGAAAAACCUUGUACAUUUUGGCACCGAGAUCAAACAUAUGUCCAUGGAGACAACCGGCGAAGAUUCGUCAAUACUGGUUGAGACACUACAGGGGAUCUCCGAAACAUUCGACGAGGUAGUCAUUUCCUCAAACAAAGAGAAAACAUUUACACCUCCCUUGCCUGCUAGCAUUUCGCAGGCGAUCGAAAACCUUGGCUACGGACGACUCGAGAAGCUUUACUUAACGUUUCCGACAGCCUGGUGGCUUGAGAAGCCACAAGAUCCGCUCGCCACAAUGGAGGAUCCAUAUCCAUGCUUCACCCAUUUCCAUGAUAACGCAUACGGGAAGCAUCCACCGGGGCUUCCUUCGAACGUGGUAGUGAUAUCGCUGGCUCAUCUUCCUGACGGUUUCGCGCAGCCGACCCUCCUGUUUUAUAUUCACGGCCCCUGUGGCACCAAAGUGGUACAAUCCGUCGAGACUCUGGAGCCGCACUCCGAUACUUACAACAAAGCCAUUGAUGGAUUCGCAAAACCUUACUACUCCCGUUUGGCGAACUAUUCUGACCACAAUAGUUCGUGCAAGCCUAUCUCACACUUCUGCUCAUCGUGGCAGCUCGACCCUUUGGCAGGAAAGGGAUCCUAUACGAACAUACAGACUGGAAGCACUCAAGCACGUAAAGACCUUGAGACUCUGCGCGAUGGCGCUGGAUUAGGUGAGAGCACUGGGUUGUGGUUCGUGGGAGAACAUACCGCCCCUGCAGCAUACUUGGCCACGGUCACUGGUGCUUAUCUCAGUGGUGAGCGCGUGGCCAACAGAAUCCUUAAGAAAUGGGAGUCAUAG
This is a messenger RNA of Exophiala viscosa, 1455 nucleotides long. RefSeq lists its product as uncharacterized. NCBI's taxonomy places the organism in Eukaryota, Fungi, Ascomycota, Eurotiomycetes, Chaetothyriales, Herpotrichiellaceae. The transcript has 3 exons. Gene Ontology annotation, molecular function: flavin adenine dinucleotide binding; chromatin binding; transcription factor binding. The record is from RefSeq and is a predicted model, not a curated record. The coding region runs from base 1 to 1455 and encodes 484 amino acids. Gene Ontology annotation, biological process: positive regulation of transcription by RNA polymerase II; negative regulation of transcription by RNA polymerase II.